AUGAAGGAGCGACUUGUCGCUGCAGAAACAUAUGCAAAGCAGCUGGAGGAAUUACUCCAGGCAAACGGGAUCCCGCUUCCGAGCGAGACGAAUCAUUCCACUCCAUGGGCGGCGCUUCCAGGUCCAGCGACCAAUCCAGAGUAUAACUUAGCCAGUCCAGUGACCCCGUCCAACCGAGAUCUUUCUGUGGCUCGAGAGACGCCGUCAAUGACAACGCUUGACACUCCUCAGACUGACAGCUCUUCACCCCUGGUCGACCAGCUAACUGGUAGUCUGGGAUCUCUCAGGCUUGCCGAGGACGGCCAGCUCAGGUUCUAUGGCGCUACGUCCAACCUCCAUUUACUCGUUUCGGGGACCCGCGCGACAACCAACACAAGAACAGCAGUCAGCCGGGUAGGGGUUCAAGCCACGCUGGACGCUGCUGGCGUUGGACAUCUCGUGGAUGCAGAGUUCGAAGAUCAUCUCAUCAAGCUGUACUUUUGUUGGGAAGACCCGAGUAUCCAUCUUGUGCAGGAAGACCUGUUCUAUCGCGAGCGACGCAAGUGCAAAUCGGGUGACUACGUGAGCAAGCUUUACUCCGAGGUGCUCGUCAACUCCAUGUGCGCUGUCGGAGCAUCGUUGACUUCUAGGCAUUGCGUGGAGCUCCCCGAACCAUUAGUUGACUUCUUUGCGUCGCGUGCGCGCGCACUGCUCGACGUUGAGUUGGACUCCCCCACAUUAUCGACGGUGCAGUCUCUUGCCAUUUUGAGUGGGGUGAAAUCGAUUCGCACUCUUGAUGCUCGUGGCUGGCUUUACAGCGGCAUGGCAGUACGGCUGGCCACCGAUCUCGGUCUGCAUCUAGACAAUCAAGUUUAUGUAGACGCUGGUAUCAUCGAUGCGGAAGAGGCGAGUUUGCAGAGAGUAGUGUUUUGGGGUGCUUUCAUCCAUGAACGAAUGUGGUCCUUGUAUCUUGGUCGACCGGUUUCACUCGACGAGCAUGCCAUUACCACACCGCCUUGCGUUGCCAAGGUCGGCGAGCAAAAGCUGUGGCGACCCUACAUUGACGAGUACGCGGAUUUUGAUUUCCCGGCUUUGGUCGAUCCGAUUGAUGAAUUGCACAGAAACAAUGCAACGCUCUGCGCCAAGAUGGCUCGUAUCCGGGAUACUCUGUAUUCUGACUCUGUCGUCUCAGUGCUUGGUGCUCAGCAGCUUCACGACUUUGCUUCGGGUAUGCGAGCCGAGCUUGCACAGUGGCAUAAGGACUUGCCAGAGUCUUUGAAAGUUGAUCUGGCGUCGGUUUCAUCCUUCUACGUCCCGCACGUGCUGCAACUUCACAUGCAAUACCACACCGUCAUGAUCAUUGCCAAUCGUCCAUUCUUUACUGCCACUACGGCGAACCUGCCCGACGUUGCUUUCUCGGAUCCGAUGGUCGGCCCACCAACAUGUACCGACUCAGCCAGAGCGAUAGCCAAGCUACUUCAAAUCUACCGAAGGCUAUACAGCUUCCGACGCAUCAACAUCCAGGCAGUCCAUCUCGUCUUCACAGCAAGCUUGAUUCAUGUGCUGAAUGCCUGCGAGGCAGCGGCACCGUCCUUGAGGAAUUCAGCGUGGAAGGACUUGGAAGUUUGCCAGCAAGCCCUUUGCGACUUAUCAGAGGGCUAUCAUAGUGCGACGCGGGCCCGUGAAGUGGUCACUGGGAUACAGAAUGAACUCUUGCGAGCAAAGCGUGAGAGCAUGAAGCGAAGUGCUGCACACGGAGCAGGGUCGGAGAGCAACCCGACCCGAGCGAAGCGGCGUCGCUCAUCUGCAUGGGAGCAGCCUACAGGACCAGCUGCGGAUCAUGGUCAUGAUGAUACCAUAUUGGAUCCAGCACUCAACGUCAUCGACUCGAUCUUCUGGUCGGAAUGGACCAGAUUAAGUUAA
Molecule: messenger RNA, 1902 nt
Organism: Alternaria arborescens
Lineage: Eukaryota; Fungi; Ascomycota; Dothideomycetes; Pleosporales; Pleosporaceae
Exons: 2
Coding region: 1-1902 (633 amino acids)
Biological process (GO): DNA-templated transcription
Molecular function (GO): DNA binding; zinc ion binding
Source: RefSeq, a predicted model, not a curated record